Messenger RNA from Trichoderma virens Gv29-8, 729 nucleotides. RefSeq lists its product as uncharacterized. The record is from RefSeq and is a predicted model, not a curated record. The transcript is spliced from 2 exons. Gene Ontology annotation, biological process: triglyceride catabolic process; phosphatidic acid biosynthetic process. Lineage: Eukaryota; Fungi; Ascomycota; Sordariomycetes; Hypocreales; Hypocreaceae. Gene Ontology annotation, molecular function: acylglycerone-phosphate reductase (NADP+) activity; triacylglycerol lipase activity. The annotation marks the transcript as partial. Gene Ontology annotation, cellular component: lipid droplet; endoplasmic reticulum.
AUGUCACAAAACUCUGUUCUUAUUACAGGCUGCAGUGAUGGAGGAAUAGGCGCAGGGCUGGCUCUUUGUUUUCAGAAGCAUGGGUGGAAGGUCUUUGCAACAACUCGUAACAUCUCAAAGAUGGCAAGUUUGGCAAAUAUUCCCAAUAUUCAACUUCUUGAACUUGACGUGACCUCUUCGCUCAGUAUUGAGGCUGCUGUUGAAGCAGUGAAGCAAGAGACUGGAGGACGUCUCCACUGCCUUUGCAAUAACGCUGGUGCGUUGAUGAUGAUGCCGGUAUUGGAUACUGAUGAAGGGGAGGCCAGAAAAAUGUUUAAUGUUAAUUUCUGGGGUCCUUUGGCAAUGAUACGAGCCUUUUCUCCCCUUAUCAUUAAUGCUAAGGGAACCAUUGCCAAUACUGGCUCUAUAUCUGGCUAUCUGAAUGUCCCUUUUGGAGCAUUAUACGCAGCAUCGAAAUCGGCUAUAAUGACUCUGAGCGAGACGCUGCGUCUAGAAAUGUCUUCAUUUGGCGUUAAAGUGCUCACAGUUGUCACGGGAGUCGUUAAUAGCAACCUUGGAUCUGAGAACACUGCAUUCCAGUUGCCUUCGACUUCUCUUUAUAGGGGCGCAGAAGAAGCUAUUAGAGAACGAGCUCAGGGAGGUGGCGGAGCGAAAAUGAGCACUGAAGAAUAUUGCGAGAAAUACGUCAAGGCAGUGGAGAGAGAAUCAAGCGGCCAAGUUUGGAUCGGC